GUAAGCUUUGUAUGGAUACUUCGUAGAAGAAGAAAAAAUGAGGCAAAAAGAGAAAAGCAAUAAAGCUCACUGAGAAUGUGAGUCUGUAUUAGUAUCAAAGUUAUCUCACCACACCAAACAAAUAUCAAACUCUUUCGCUCUCUCUUUCUAGUCUCUUUCUUGUCCGAUCUCCCGUUUUAUCAAAGUCUUUUGACUGGAGAGAUUGCAAUUGAAGCUACAAUUUGGCAGGAGUUGAUCAGUGAUUGUUCCUUUAAAACUUUCUUUGCUUGUUUUUGAGAAGCUGGAGUGAGGAUUUGAUGGUGGAAUUGUGAGACACAGAAGAGAAAAUAGUAGCAGUUGUCGUUCGGUGGGAGAAAUGACUGGGGAGGGAGCAUUAAUGUCGUUUUCAGUGGCUUCACUGGUGGAGGAUGUACUGCAACAGCACGGCAAUAGACUCAGAGAUCUUGAUUUGGAGUCUAGAAAAGCUGAAGAAGCAGCAUCGAGAAGGUAUGAAGCCGCCGGGUGGUUGAGAAAGAUGGUUGGGGUGGUCGCGGCUAAGGAUUUGCCAGCGGAGCCUUCUGAGGAGGAGUUUAGGCUUGGAUUGAGAAGUGGAAUCAUCCUUUGCAAUUCCCUCAAUAAGGUUCAGCCUGGAGCUGUGCCCAAGGUGGUUGAAAGUCCUUGUGAUGCUGCUCUUAUCCCUGAUGGAGCUGCAUUAUCUGCAUUUCAGUAUUUUGAAAAUGUGAGAAAUUUCCUUGUUGCCGCACAAGAGAUUGGGUUUCCUACUUUUGAGGCAUCUGAUCUGGAACAAGGAGGAAAAUCUGCCAGGGUUGUGAAUAGUGUUUUGGCGCUUAAAUCCUACAGUGAGUGGAAACAGACAGGUGGAAAUGGAGUGUGGAAGUUUGGUGGAAAUGUGAAACCUACAAUCUCAACAAAAUCUUUUGUACGAAAAAACGCUGAGCCAUUUAUGAAUUCCUCAUCGAGGAAUUCGACAAUGAAUGAAAAAUCUUUGAACGCUCUGUCCACUGAACUUGACUCUAAUAAAAUGUCUACUUUUGGUUCCUUGAGUACACUGGUUCGUGCUGUUUUGUUGGAUAAGAAGCCAGAAGAAGUUCCACUGUUGGUGGAAUCGGUGCUAAGUAAGGUCGUGGAAGAGUUUGAGCAUCGCAUUGCAAGCCAAUGUGAGCUGAUAAAGACUACUCCUAAAGAUGUGGCUGUUUCUCAGGGCAACAAAUUUGUAUUUAAAUCAGCAUCUGAUGAUAAAAAGAUUGAGGAUAGACAUAUCAGAAUGAUAAAGAAAGUGGAAUGCCUUCCUGAAGAGGAACUUAAAAUUCAAAACCUGAAACAGCUGAUGAUCUUUGACCAUCAACAAAGAGAUAUUCAGGAGUUAAAGCAUGCACUUCGUACAACAAAAGCUGGAAUGCAGUUUAUACAAAUGAAAUUUCACGAGGAAUUUAACAAUUUAGGCAUGCACAUUAAAGGUCUAGCUCAUGCUGCUUCUGGUUACCGCAAGGUUCUUGAGGAAAACCGUAAGCUAUACAAUCAGGUGCAAGACCUCAAGGGAAGUAUUCGGGUUUAUUGCCGAGUAAGGCCAUUUUUGUCUGGAAAAUCGAACUAUUUAAGCACUGUGGAUCACAUAGAAGAUGGAAAUAUUAGUAUUAACACCCCAUCAAAACUUGGGAAAGGACGCAAGUCCUUCGGCUUCAACAAAGUCUUUGGACCAUCUGCAACACAAGCGGAGGUCUUCUCUGAUAUGCAGCCAUUGAUUCGGUCUGUUCUUGAUGGAUACAAUGUUUGCAUAUUUGCAUAUGGCCAAACAGGAUCAGGAAAAACUUAUACCAUGACAGGACCUAAAGAUCUUACAGAGGGAAAACUGGGUGUAAAUUAUAGGGCAUUGAGCGAUUUAUUUCUUCUAGCAGAGCAAAUGAAAGACAUCUUCUGCUACAAUGUUGCCGUGCAAAUGAUUGAGAUUUACAAUGAGCAAGUCAGGGAUCUCCUUGUCACUGAUGGAAGCAACAAAAGAUUAGAAAUCCGCAAUAGUUCUCAGACAGGCCUGAAUGUACCAGAUGCAAAUCUAGUUCCGGUGUCAUCGACAUCUGAUGUCAUUGAUCUGAUGAACCUUGGACAAAGGAAUCGUGCUGUUGGUGCAACAGCCCUAAAUGACCGUAGCAGUCGCUCUCAUAGUUGCUUGACUGUUCAUGUUCAAGGAAGAGACUUGACAUCUGGCACUAUCCUUCGUGGUUGCAUGCAUCUGGUUGAUUUGGCGGGGAGUGAGAGGGUGGACAAAUCUGAAGUGACAGGAGAUAGACUAAAAGAGGCACAACAUAUUAACAAAUCUCUCUCAGCUCUAGGUGAUGUAAUUGCUUCACUUGCCCAAAAGAAUCCACAUGUUCCUUACAGAAACAGCAAACUUACACAGCUGCUUCAAGAUUCACUUGGAGGGCAGGCCAAAACACUAAUGUUUGUUCACAUAAGCCCUGAGCCUGAUGCUGUUGGAGAAACAAUAAGUACACUAAAAUUUGCAGAGAGGGUGGCCACUGUUGAACUAGGUGCAGCUCGAGUGAACAAAGACGGUGCAGAUGUUAAAGAUCUCAAAGAACAAAUUGCUAGCCUAAAGGCAGCAUUAGCGAGGAAAGAUGGAGAAGCAGAACACUUCUUACAUUCUGUAUCUGGCAACUCUGAAGGUUACAGAAGAAAAGAAAAUGAGUUAUCACCAUUUAAUUCUAACCAGCGGCUUGGGGAUGUGAAUGAUAGCAAUAGCUUCCCGCAACCCAUGGGUGAUGUUGGCAACAUGGAGGUUCACACAAACUCUACUUCUGGGCAAAAAAGGCAGAGCUUCGAUCUUGACGAGCUAUUAGCAAAUUCACCUCCAUGGCCUCCAGUUAUUAGUCCUAACAAAAAUUAUGGAGAGGAUGAGAAGGAAAUGGGGUCAGGCGAGUGGGUAGAUAAAGUCAUGGUGAACAAGCAAGAUGCUGUAAACAGGGUUCAAAACCCUCAAGGAUGCUGGGAAGCAGAUAAUGGUCAUUUGCCUGAUCUCUUUUACCAGAAAUAUCUUUCACACUCUUCCAAAAUUUACCCUGAGCAGUCCUAUAAUAUGUUAAUGGGUAACAACCGUUUCAACAGUAGUAGUACUGAAGAUAUGGAUGAUCUUGACGCCGCCACUAGUGAUUCAUCAGAACCUGAUUUGUUGUGGCAAUUCAAUCAGACCAAACUUUCUGGCAUGGCCAAUGGGAUUGAGUCAAAAACAAAGAAGCCAAUUUCAAAAGCAGCAAAGGAUCCAGACUUGAGCAGGAACUUAAAUCCUAUGCUAGGCCCUUCGCCAUCACGAAAAUUAACAAAUGGAGUUGGUGCUCCCUUACAACGGAGGCCAGCUCCUGUUGAUAUGAAACGCAGAACUGGAAGUAGAAAGUAGGAAGUGUUAUCCACGUUGACGGAGAAAUUUCAGAUUUUUUUUUUCCUUUUUCUUCUACUUCUUAUAUAUAUAUAUAUAUAUAUAUAUAUAUAUUUCUUAUUUUUUUUAUCUGAGAGAAAAAAGAGAGGUUUUAUUAUAUAUAUAUAUUUUUUCUUUGUAAUGUUUAUAAUACAGUAAAAUGGAGCAAUAAUUCCAGUUGCUUGUUGUUGUC
Messenger RNA from Hevea brasiliensis (rubber tree), 3599 nucleotides. Its product is annotated as kinesin-like protein KIN-14I. The transcript is spliced from 19 exons. Bases 356 to 3388 code for a protein of 1010 amino acids. Gene Ontology annotation, molecular function: microtubule binding; ATP binding; microtubule motor activity. Gene Ontology annotation, biological process: microtubule-based movement. NCBI's taxonomy places the organism in Eukaryota, Viridiplantae, Streptophyta, Magnoliopsida, Malpighiales, Euphorbiaceae. The record is from RefSeq and is a predicted model, not a curated record.